AGAAACAGAAAGAAAUAGAAUCAGCCCAAAAAGAAAAUAAAAAAAAAAUCAAUCAACUGUGUAAAAAGUCACAAAAACAUCAUGAAUUUCGCAGGACGUUUAUUGAUAAAAAAACGUCCAAAUGUACGUUAUCAUUCUGGAGAUCCUGAUAUGAAAACACUUUUUACUGCUGAAGGACAUGGAAGCAGCGAAAAAGCCGUCAAGCUCUGGCAAAAUAUGUUGUUUUUUGUUGCAUUACCAGCAACUGGUUUAGCUCUUGUUAACGCAUAUUUAAAGACAAAAGAGGAAGAAAGAACAAUAAAACGUCCAGAAUUUAAGCCAUAUGAUCAUAUGCGUAUUCGCACCAAGCGUUUCCCAUGGGGUGAUGGAAAUCACACUCUUUUCCACAAUCCACACAGAAAUGCUCUUCCAGAUGGUUAUGAAGCACCAGAAGAAGAACACCACUAGUUUAAUUUAUUAAAACAGGGAAAAAAUAAUAAAUUAACUGAGUUAUUAAAAUAAAAAUAAAAAACAACAAAUAAAUUUUAAAAAAUUCAGUAAUAUGUGAAAAAGUAAACAGUAGAAUUUAUUAUUUGUGAAUAAAAUAAACUACGAAUAUAUCAAGUUUAUCAAAAAAUAAUAAAAAAUAUAAGAAAAAAAAAAAAACAUU
This is a messenger RNA of Aphidius gifuensis, 649 nucleotides long. RefSeq names its product cytochrome c oxidase subunit 6A1, mitochondrial-like. Gene Ontology annotation, molecular function: enzyme regulator activity. Gene Ontology annotation, cellular component: mitochondrial inner membrane. The record is from RefSeq and is a predicted model, not a curated record. The transcript is spliced from 3 exons. Gene Ontology annotation, biological process: mitochondrial electron transport, cytochrome c to oxygen. NCBI's taxonomy places the organism in Eukaryota, Metazoa, Arthropoda, Insecta, Hymenoptera, Braconidae. Bases 82 to 447 code for a protein of 121 amino acids.